Kuraishia capsulata CBS 1993 is the source of this 1575-nucleotide messenger RNA. RefSeq lists its product as uncharacterized. Gene Ontology annotation, biological process: 'de novo' IMP biosynthetic process. Gene Ontology annotation, molecular function: phosphoribosylaminoimidazole carboxylase activity; metal ion binding; ATP binding. The transcript has 2 exons. NCBI's taxonomy places the organism in Eukaryota, Fungi, Ascomycota, Pichiomycetes, Pichiales, Pichiaceae. The coding region runs from base 1 to 1575 and encodes 524 amino acids. The record is from RefSeq and is a predicted model, not a curated record.
AUGGAUUCUAAGGUAGUUGGCAUUCUAGGAGGUGGCCAGCUUGGCCGUAUGAUUGUGGAGGCUGCGCACAGACUCAACAUCAAAACGGUGGUUUUGGACGUGGGCCAGAGCUCUGCAAAGCAGAUAAAUGCCCUUGACGAGCAUGUUGAUGGCUCUUUCAACGACCCAGAAGCCAUUGCGAAGCUGGCAGCCAAAUGUGACAUUCUCACUGUGGAAAUCGAGCACGUGAAUACAGAAGCUCUGAAGCACAUCCGUGACACCACAGGCAUUCAGAUCUACCCAAUGCCCGAAACUUUGGAGUUGAUCAAGGACAAAUAUUUACAGAAGAAACACCUGAUUGCGCACGGAAUUCCUGUGGCUGAGUCUUCAGAUGUGGAGUCUUCUGCGGAAGCUCUGGCCGCUGUUGGAGCCAGCUACGGAUACCCGUACAUGCUCAAAUCCAGAACCAUGGCCUAUGACGGUCGUGGAAACUUUGUGGUGAAGACAGCAGCUGAUAUUGCUGAGGCACUUGAUGUUCUGAAAGAUAGGCCUCUUUAUGCUGAGAAAUGGGCCCCUUUUGUUAAGGAAUUGGCAGUCAUGGUGGUUAGAGCCACGGAUGGUCAGGUGUACUCCUAUCCCACUGUUGAAACAAUCCAUGUCAAUAAUGUGUGUCACACGGUAUUUGCUCCUGCCAGGGUCAACGACACUAUCCAGAGAAAGGCGCAGAUUAUGGCAGACAAUGCGGUAAAGUCGUUUCCUGGAGCUGGUAUUUUUGGGGUGGAGAUGUUCCUUCUCGCCAAUGGAGAGCUAUUGAUCAACGAGAUUGCUCCACGUCCUCACAACUCUGGCCAUUACACGAUUGAUGCUUGUGUGACCUCCCAGUUUGAAGCCCACGUCAGAUCUAUCACCGGAUUGCCCAUGCCAAAGGGAUUCACGUCGUUUGCUACCACCAGCACGAACUCGAUCAUGCUGAAUGUCUUGGGUGCUGAGCAACCAAACGGAGAGAUGGAGGAUUGCGAGAGAAGACUGGCGUAUAUCGAGGGCAAAGCAGCAACAGUUGUUGGCGAGGAGGCUGCCACGAAAGAAAAGCCUUUGGUGGGCGUGAUUAUGGGUUCCGACUCAGACUUGCCUGUGAUGUCACUUGGAUGUAACAUCUUGAAACAAUUUGGUGUUCCCUUCGAAGUGACCAUUGUCUCUGCACACAGAACUCCUCAACGCAUGACCAAGUAUGCAAUGGAUGCUCCUAAAAGAGGACUCAAGUGUAUUAUUGCUGGAGCAGGAGGAGCGGCUCAUCUUCCAGGAAUGGUUGCUGCCAUGACUCCGUUGCCGGUGAUUGGUGUUCCCGUCAAGGGCUCUGUUCUUGAUGGUGUAGACUCACUCCACUCGAUUGUGCAGAUGCCACGCGGGAUUCCGGUGGCUACUGUGGCCAUUAACAACGCUACCAAUGCGGCCCUUUUGGCAAUCCGCAUUUUGGGGGCUGUUGACGGACAUUGGCUCGACAAGAUGAGUGCAUACAUGUCCAAUAUGGAGGAUGAGGUCUUGGAAAAGGCAGAGAGACUCGAGACUAUUGGUUACGAGGAAUACUUGAAAAAAUAA